AUGGGUCACGACGCCGACGCCGGACGCGACCGCCUGAGCAACCUCGGCGACGGCGUGAUCGGCCACAUCCUCGUCCACACCGUCUCCCUGGAGCAGCCGGAACGGCCCUACUUCAUCUACGACAGCGACAGCCUGUACGACAACGGCGUGGCGCGGCGCCUCAUCGCUGCCGUCAAUGCCGCCCUCUUUUCGCGCGACCGGCGCCCGUACCCUGCCGCCGCCGCAGUGCCCCUGCGCGCGCUCCGCGUGUCCCUGGAAGGGUACGACCCCGGCGACAAGUCCACGGUGGACCUGUGCCUCUCCUACGCCCUCAGGCAUGCCGCCCCCGAGUUCGACCUCGACCUGCGCUUCGGCCGCGACUCCGCCUGCGGUCGCUACGACCGCUUGGACGCCGCCGAUGCCGAUGCCGAUGUCGCCGCCGAUAGCCCAGUCGAGUUUCGAGCCGUCGCUGUGAAUCCGCCGAGGAAGUCUCCCGAGUCCGACGACUAUUCCCACGGGGUGAGCGCCGAAGACGAAGACGAAGACGAAGACGAUGUCUCGUCCAGCGACGACGAUGACGAGAGGGUUGCUCGACCGUGGAAUCGGCCGUCCCUGGAGUACACCGUACUGAGUGGGCUCUUCUCCUGUGCCACGCUGCGAUUCCUCCGCCUCGGCUACUGCAGGCUCUCCCCGCCGGUGACCAUCAGCCUGCCGUCGCUCGAGGCGCUCCAUCUCACCCACGUCCCCGACGAGGAGGAGCACGUGCAGAGGCUCAUCUCCGCCUGCCCGCGGCUUGCGGACCUGACGCUCGAGGCCUGCGGCAUGGUGACUGCGCUCUCCCUCCUGGACAACGCGCGACUCCGCAGGCUGGCCCUCCGGUGCUGCCACAAGCUGGCCAGGCUCGCCGUCGACGCGCCAGAGCUCCACUCCUUGGAGUACCGCGGCACUAUCCCCGAUGACUCAUUCCUCACCGUGCGUGGCGGCGGCGGCGGCUUCCCGGCCGUCACGUCGUGCAAGAUCGACAUCCUCGAGGUCGAGGAGGCCACGUCGGAGGAGGAGCUCGUCAAUCUUGGCUCGUUCCUGCAACAGCUGGCAUCGACCACGAAGCACCUCCACCUAUGCUCCGCUCGCAUGGCGCCUCGCGCCGACGACCACUUCGCCGACGGUGGGCACAGCAAGGAGGAGCUCCUCAACGCGCACCAUCUCCACUACUCCCGGUACGACACCCUCGACUACGCGCCGGCGGUGGUCCCGCCGUGCCUCGGUAGCCGGUUGAGGAAGAUCGAGUUGCUGCAGUACCAGGGCGGCAGAGCGCAGAGGACGCUGGCCAGGUUCCUGCUCCUCAACGCGCCGGUUCUUGAGCAGCUCUACUGUGGACUCGCGGAGGGGCCGGAGUGGGUUCAGAGGGAAUUGACGCUCGAGAUGCAAUGCUGGGUGGUGAAUGAGACAGCAAGCACGGAGUUCCAUUGA
Molecule: messenger RNA, 1449 nt
Organism: Triticum turgidum subsp. durum (durum wheat)
Lineage: Eukaryota; Viridiplantae; Streptophyta; Magnoliopsida; Poales; Poaceae
Source: the annotation of a GenBank genome assembly